AGACAAUAUAGACGACAAAGACAAAGACGAAGAAGACGACAAACGAUGAGGCUGUUUGGAAGAAAGAAGAAAGAGAAGGGAGAGGGAGGUGAAGAGGGUGACUCUGAUAUAAUGCAGAAUGUGCCCACCUCUACAAACAGGAAGAGAUACACCAUGGCCUACUCCCCACCUGGUACCCAAUCAUCCUCCUUCAAAUCAAUGAAUCCCGCCAAUCAAUCAAAGCAGAAAGGUAAAGCAGUAGAUACACCAGAGUUCUUUGUAAAUACGAUAAAGAUGUUACCGAAUGUUGAGAUAUUGGCAUCACUGUGCUCGACAUUGAGCUCAAAGGACUCUUCAUGGUCAAAGUCAUUGUUGGAGAAUAAUGGUAUAGAGGUGCUGAUCAAUGUACUGGCUGGCAUCACCUCGAAUGCAGGCGGCGAGACAAAGGAUGCCAAGGGCAGCAACAACGACGUCAUCCUGCAGUCGCUCACAGUCACCUGUCUGCUAUCGCUCAUGAACGCCAAGAUUGGCAUCGACAAGGCCAUCAAGACGCCCCACUCCAUGAGCAAGCUGGUGCUGUGUCUGGACACGCCCAAGCUGGACACGCGCUCCAGCGUCAUUGAGCUGCUGACGGCCGUGUGCAUCACGUCCGAGGAGGGCUUCCGGCUGGUGCUGGACGCGUUCAGCCACUACAAGCAGGUGAAGAAGGAGCGCGUGCGAUUCUUCUUCCUGGUGGACUCGAUGAAGCAGCUGCAGGCCGACGACGACUACCUCACCAUCUGUCUGGGCCUGAUCAACGGCCUGGUCAACUCUUCAGAGGAGGUUGACGAGCGCGUCCAACUGCGCACAGAGUUCACGCGACUCGGCCUCGACGAGCUGGUGCUCAAGAAGAAGAACCUGCCCUACGAGGAGGCGCCCGACCUGCUGACGCAGAUCGACGUGUACGAGGACGAGGCCCGCGCCGACCAGGAGGAGCUGCUCGACAGGUUCUCGGGCUUGGACAUCAACAUUGAGGACCCGACAGAGGUGUUCAAAUGCAUCUUGGAGCAGGUGGACAAGCGCCCGCAUCACCCAUUCCUGCACAUACUGCAGUGUCUGCUCUCGAUCCCCAGCGACAACGACACAGGCAUGCUCAGCUGGUUUGCACUCGAGAAGCUCGUGCAGCAGAUUUCAUUCUCCAAGCAGAUGAUUGGCGAUGGCGACGAGCGCAUUGGCCUGGAGGAGCUGCUGGCCACGACUGGACCUUCGGUGGCCAUGCAGGCCGAGCUGCAAAAGGUCACCGAGGAGCUGCUCAAGACAAAGGAACAGCUGAAGAAGGUGAACUUUGAUCUGAACGUGGCCAACACCGAGCUGGCGUCUCGCUCCCAAGAAUCGUCAGUCAUGAAGAGCAACAUGUUCAACACGGUCAAGAUGAAGAACCAGGAGCUCAGCAAGCUAAAGGGACAGAUGAGGAGGAUGGACUCGAACUUCUUUGCCGCCCCCGGCUCUGAAGUGGACGACGAGGAAGACACAACCAGCAAGCCACUGUCCGAGUCGGUGCCCCCACCCAAGGCCAAGUCAUCAAAGUCUUCAAAGUCGAGCGACCCCGACGCGCCCAAGAAGAAGACAAAGAAGUCUGCGCUCAAGAAGUCCUCCAAUGGUGAGUCCCGCUCGCCACGAUCCGAUGAGGACGACGACGACCACUCAGCCACGAAUGGCGCGACAUCACACAGUAACAGCCACAGCACGACCGAUAACCACAACAACACAUCAUCCGAAUCAUCAACCAAAGAACAAACGCCCGACGCUCCAUCCGCCCCAACUGGCGGCCCUCCUCCUCCACCUCCACCUCCAAUGAUGGGCGGAGGACCUCCACCCCCACCUCCACCUCCUCCCAUGAUGGGUGGAGGACCGCCUCCCCCUCCACCUCCCUUUGGCGGAGGACCACCCCCACCCCCCGGCCCCAAGAUGGGUGGCGUUGGCUCUGCGCCCGCGCCAAAGUUCAACAUUGCCAAGCCAUCCAACAAGGUCAAGCAGCUGCAAUGGACCAAGAUCCCACACAGGAAGGUGGGCGAGACGAUCUUCUCCAAGCUCGGCAAUGUAAAGACAGACUGGAUCGAUGCGGAGGAGCUGGAGAACCUGUUCCUGGCGCCCGACGCAGUGAAGAAGGUCGAGGACAAGAAGUCAAAGGAGGCGGCCGUUGCCAAGCCUGGCUCUGUCACGGUCAUCGAUCCCAAGAAGGCACAGAACCUUGCUAUUUAUUUAUCGAAAUUCAAAUGUACAAUACCAGAAAUCAAGACAGCGCUCUUCACCUUGGACGAAGAGGUCUUCAACAUGGACAUCCUAAAGCCCCUGGAAGGAUACCUGCCAAAGGAGGAAGAUAUGGAGAGCAUUAGGGACUAUCUCAAGACUGGCGAUUUGAUCAUGUUGUCCAAGUCAGAGCAAUUCCUGCUGGAGAUGGAUACAAUCACAAGUGUAGCCGACAGAGUUAGAUCCUUUUACUUGAAACUUACAUUCCCUGAUAAGCUAAGAGAGAUCAAACCAGACUUGCAACUCUUUGUCUCAACGAUCAAGAACAUAAGGAGUAACAAGAACUUCUUGAAGGUGAUUGAGGUCAUUCUGGUCAUUGGUAACUUCUUGAAUGGAGGCACAGCCAGAGGUGAUUGCUUUGGUUUCAAGCUCGAUGGUCUACUAAAGUUGACAGAUACAAAGACAUUCAACAACAAGUCCAAUUUGUUGGUAUAUAUUAUCAGCGAGUUGGCAAACAAGUUCCCACAUACUCUACAGUUCCCUCAAGAGCUGUGUGAUAUACAAUCAGCUGGAAAGGUGUCGUUGCAGACUAUAUCGGCAGACUUGAACAAGUUGAAGAAGGACCUGGAGGUGGUGGUGGCCGGCGUCGGCAAGAUGAAGAGAACACGCGAGGAAACCUUCUACUUCCAGACGAUGGACGAGUUUAUCAAGGACGCCCAGAUCGAGAUCAAGAUCGUGUUUGAGGAGUACGAGGAGGCCGAGAAGCAGUUCCACCAGCUGGCCGUGCUCUUUGGCGAGGAGACCAAGAUCCCCUCGGAAGAGUUCUUUGCCUAUCUGGUCAAGUUCAUCAACGCCUUUGAGCGAGCGCACCGCGAUUACAUCCGCGAGAAGGAGUCGGCCGAGAGGGCCGCCAAGCGCGAGGCGCUCAAGGCCAAGAAGGCCGCGAUGACCAAGCGCGUCACUGGCGGUAGCCGUAUGAGCAAGGGUGGCGCCAUGGCAUCGGCUCCGGCACCAAGCUCAGGUGUCGAUGAUAUUCUCCAGUCGGUGCGCGAUGGUGAUGCAUUCAAGCAGCGACGUCAACGCAAGGUCAAUCCGUCCACGGGAGGCGAUAGCAUUGGCAAGAGUGGCAGCGAUCUGAUGACGUCCAAUGGCAGAGAGGACAAACAAAGCAAUGGCAGUGGUAGUGGCACGACCAAGAAGAAGGAUGUCAAUGUCGCAGCCAAGGCUUUGACAAUCGUGAUGCGUUCAAGACAGAAUUAUUCCAGAAUCGAUAAUUUCUCCUUCGCCAACACC
This is a messenger RNA of Acytostelium subglobosum LB1, 3501 nucleotides long. RefSeq lists its product as hypothetical. Lineage: Eukaryota; Evosea; Eumycetozoa; Acytosteliales; Acytosteliaceae. The transcript is spliced from 5 exons. The annotation marks the transcript as partial. Gene Ontology annotation, biological process: actin cytoskeleton organization. The record is from RefSeq and is a predicted model, not a curated record. Gene Ontology annotation, molecular function: small GTPase binding; actin binding.